Megalobrama amblycephala (Wuchang bream) is the source of this 1720-nucleotide messenger RNA. Its product is annotated as metabotropic glutamate receptor 3-like. The coding region runs from base 1172 to 1705 and encodes 177 amino acids. Lineage: Eukaryota; Metazoa; Chordata; Actinopteri; Cypriniformes; Xenocyprididae. The record is from RefSeq and is a predicted model, not a curated record. Gene Ontology annotation, cellular component: membrane. Gene Ontology annotation, molecular function: group II metabotropic glutamate receptor activity. The transcript is spliced from 2 exons. Gene Ontology annotation, biological process: regulation of synaptic transmission, glutamatergic; G protein-coupled glutamate receptor signaling pathway.
CUGGCUCGAUGGGUGAGAGGUUAACAAGCAAUCUAUGUUCGGUUUGAGAACAUCCUCAUGGGAGCUCGUGCUCUCGCGCGCGCUUUCUAUUCUUGUCGUGUUGAAACUUGUCCAUCGACCUGAAACGGGACAUUGAUCCCAUGAUGUGUGAUUCUGACAAGCCAACCUUAAUAUAUCGCCGUCACAGACUGGUGCUUGGCCAAUUAAACAAAAUCGACACCAUCUGACGUCUUUUGCGCAUUUACAUAUCCCGCGUCUCGCGGAGCAGUUAGAGCAGAUUGAGAGAAGUUGUUGACAGCGUAGUUGUCUUGGUAGUUUAUCACAUGAGGUCAGCGAUCGUUUCUGUUACCGGUUAGACAUGCCGUUGUAGAUGUUUUCUGCCAGUGGUCAGUAAAUUGGAAACGCAUCUAGCAUACAUGCCGACUUCAUGUUGUUUUUCAGUUGAAGAAAUCCAGUCGAUAUUUCCAGCUCACCGUUUCAGGGUUAGACAUCAAAUCAGUGCAAAUCUAAUCUCAUCAGAGCACGCACGCAUAUACACACACACGCGUCAUCAAUAGGUGUUAAAACUUAGGUGUAUAAAAAGGUUAAGCUGUGUCACUUAAAAUGUAUUUCUUUAACACUCUGUAAAGAAAUAAGCAAAAAGUUCUGUGUAUAGUGAAGCGAGUAUUCUUUAGCGUUUUUUAGGUAGGCUAAUUCAGUCAAGGGGGGCAAAAAAUCUCAAGGAAUCCAAUGACGCGCGCGACGCCUUUUCAGUACCACGGACAGUUCCACGCGCGCACAGCGUCUCCGAGGCGCGCGCUCAACGCAAACUUCCCUCGCUGAAUAAAACCUGGAUUCCACUGCUGGAAUUCAGCCAUACAUUUUAAAUACAACAUUAGAGUAAUAGGAAACUGUCACCAAGGAUACGAAGAAAAUACACGGACUUAUAACCGAUGUCUUCAAGUAGAUCCGCCUGGAAUCUGCCGAUGAGAGGUGAACUGGACAGGUCAGAUUCUGAUCAAGCGGGAGAUGGCGAUGAUGCUUGAGUUUGCCUACGCCUCCUUACAUGCACACUGAAGUGUCUGAAGUCUUCCCUUAGCACGGCUUGAGCGCUAUCCCUUUCCGACACGUAAGAGGACCAAAGACUGCUAAACACGGAUUGACCUGCAAAGCGCCCAGAUCUUUACGCACCAUGGCUCAGAGGUCAACUCAUUUCAGAGGUCAUGGCCCCUCCUGGCCGCUUCAUCUCACUCUGCUGCUGCUUCUAUUGGCCAGGACACCCCAGGCUUUGGCUAUCCCAGGUUACAACACUGACAUCUCCAAGAAGGAGAUCGUAAUCGAGGGGGAUCUGGUGAUUGGAGGCCUGUUUCCUGUUCAUCAAAAGGGGGAGGGGGCUCAGGACUGUGGCCGUAUCAAUGCACAGAGAGGGAUUCAGAGACUGGAAGCAAUGCUGCUAGCCCUGGACGAGAUCAAUCAAGAUGAUCAGAUUUUGCCCGGGGUAACGUUAGGUGCCCACAUUCUGGACACUUGCUCUAAGGACACGUACGCGCUGGAGCAGUCGCUUGAAUUUGUGCGUGCUUCGCUUACGAAAGUGGAUGAUAGUGAGUACACAUGCCCGGAUGGAUCCUACGCCAUCCAUGAUGAUGUUCCGCUCGCAAUCUCCGGAGUGAUUGGAGGCUCCUACAGUGAUGUAUCCAUACAGGUACCGAUUAAUGUCCAAUUUUAAAAAUGUUUAUUCGUU